UCUCGGUGGCGCCUCCGACACGAAGCCCUUCUUUUUCCUCCUCCUUCUCCUUCUUCUCCCUUCUCCUGUGCUUCCAGCAGUUCCCUCUUUCGCAGAAGGCAAAAGUACCAUGAAGCCCUCCCCGACAAAGCUCAUCCUCCUUCAAUCCCAUCUCCAUAAGCUGCAGAAGCAAGGAUAUUUUCGUCUGUGGCUCCUCGGCUUCAUCUCCUUCCUCACCCUUGUCACCUUCGCCACCCUCCUUUGCCGCGACUCCGCGCACCACGGCCACCUCGACCUCUCCCUUUCCCUCCGCCACCACCGACAGAACCCGUCCUCCGGUCGCGCCGCCGCCAUCCCCGCCGACGCCGUCGCGGCGCUCCUCCACUACCUGGGCACUAAUGUCACCGGCGGCAUGUCGCCGCCUGACGCGCGCAUCCUGGCCGGCGUAAUGUCCCGGAAGUGCCCCUGCAAUCUCCUGGUUUUCGGCCUCAACCACGAAAGCCUACUGUGGAAGACGCUGAACCUCGGGGGCAGAACCGUCUUUCUGGACGAGAGCGAGUUCUGGGUGAAGCGCAUGGAGGAGCGGCACCCGGGGAUCGAGGCGUACGACGUGCAGUACACGACGAAGGUGGGGGAGAUGAAGGCUCUCCGCCGGGGUGCGGUGGCCGCGGCUGCUGGAGACUGCCGGCCGGUGCAGAACCUCCUCUUCUCCGACUGCCCGCUCGCCAUCAACGACCUCCCGAACGAGCUGUACGGCGUCGACUGGGACGUCGUCGUCGUGGACGGCCCCCGGGGUUACUCCGCGGCCGCCCCGGGCAGGAUGUCGGCCAUCUUCACCGCCGGCGUGCUCGCCCGGAGCAAGCGCACCAAAGCCGCCACCGACGUUUUCGUCCACGACUACGCCAGGGAGGUGGAGACGGUGUACAGCCAGGAGUUCCUCUGCGCCGAGAACAUGGUGCCGGAUUCCUCCACCGAAUCGCUCGGCCACUUCCGGAUCCCGACGAUGCAGCGCGACUCAACUCGGUUCUGCCUUGGUGCCAACGUUACCAAAGGCUCAGGUUAGACAAGAGUCCCUUUUUCCCCCCUUUCUUUUCCCGCUUUUUCGUUGUCCUCUGUUGUAGAGAAAGAAAAAGAGACAGAGAUGAUGAUGUUGUUGUUGUGAUGAUGGACGGUCAUGGAUGGAUGGACUUGUACACAUGUAUGUAUGUGAUGUAUAGAGGUAGUGCAUUCCUGCAUAAACAUGCAAGGAAAGAGCAAGGCAAAUUCUUACCUUUUUUUCUCUUCUCCUAUUAAAUUAAGCAUAAGCUAAACACAUUCAGAGACA
Nymphaea colorata (pocket water lily) is the source of this 1303-nucleotide messenger RNA. RefSeq names its product protein IRREGULAR XYLEM 15. Bases 110 to 1042 code for a protein of 310 amino acids. Gene Ontology annotation, biological process: xylan biosynthetic process. The transcript has a single exon. Lineage: Eukaryota; Viridiplantae; Streptophyta; Magnoliopsida; Nymphaeales; Nymphaeaceae. The record is from RefSeq and is a predicted model, not a curated record.